This is a messenger RNA of Xyrauchen texanus (razorback sucker), 2793 nucleotides long. Its product is annotated as endoglin-like. The record is from RefSeq and is a predicted model, not a curated record. Lineage: Eukaryota; Metazoa; Chordata; Actinopteri; Cypriniformes; Catostomidae. Bases 227 to 1909 code for a protein of 560 amino acids. The transcript has 14 exons.
UGAGAGGCGGUCAGUGCGGAUCAACCCAAAAAGUUUCGUUCAGUUGACCACAACUGACUGACGGGCCGCUGGAUUACUGGAUUACUGCUCAAUUUCACAAGAUUGAAAUUUUCAGCGCCAGGAAGUGUUGAGUGGAAUAUUCUGGUCACUCCCCUGAAGCAUCAAACACUAGUGAUACUGUCAGAGUGUUGAGCUGAAUUCAUCAUUAGAGACAUUAACAGCCAACAUGAAGAUCAUCAGGACACUGUUGGCUUUAAUGAUGGGCCUCAUGACUGCAGCUGCAGAUUUGAAUGGAAUCUGUAAACCAAGUUCUGUACCUGGAAACAAGAAUGAUUGGAUUGUCCUGAAGGAAAUGACGCCAGGCUGCUGGACAGACUUCAUCACUAAGGACAGCAUGGAAGUUCACAUCCUUAAGCUGCUGUUAUCACCAGGAACGAAUCCAAUAUUCAACCUCAACUUAACUGGAGCAAACCCCUCCAUUCUGAUCAUCACCUCCCCCAGCACACAAGACUUCCAUGUCUUGCUUUCUGAUAAUCCAUCAGUAAUCCUUUAUGUUACAAAUGGAACCUCAAUAAAGUUUAUACGACCAACUACUGUUGAACCUGUACAGAAACAGGUCGCCACAUCUGCAGAGGGAGAUUCUGGACUUCUGAAAUGGGCAACAGAUGAGUUUACAGGGGUCACAUCAUUUACCACAGUGCGAGACCCCAUGACCAUCACUUUCACAAGGAUAAAAGAUUCACAUCUACCCACCAGUUGUGACCUGCAGCUGGAGCUACCAUCAAAAAAAACCCUGAUUGAGCUGAACACAUCAUCUAGUGAUCUGAAAUCAUGUUAUAAUGAGCAUCCUGGAGAAAAACUGCACAUUAUCAAUAUUCCAGAUGAUGUCAGAAUAAGGAACGUGUCUGUGCAUUUGUCAAGCGAGUCUUGUGACAAAGUGGUCUUGAGAGGUCCACCGGACACUCAGUGGAAAAUCCAUACAAAUCAUGAAAUCAGAUUACUGUCUAAUAAUCAUAUAUUCUUCAAUAACCUGCUGAUGUCUCCGAGGUUUGCGAUCUUAGAUGAUCUUGAAGACAUCACGAAUAAGGCUUUUUCAUACUUCCAGAGCACAUCCGUCACCAGUUACUCUGUGAUUCAUCUGAACAUCUCUGCGGUCCAGCUGUGGAUCGGAAAGAUCACGAGUUCUACAGCAUCACCAGAAGUGGAGCACACCACCUCGGCAUCCAGUUCAUCACCGAGUCCUUUGCAGAUGCAGCUGUACUCAUCUCCAGACUACACGUCACCUCUGGAUGCCAGCAGCAAAGUUCACAGUAACAAGAGGGUCUAUGCAGAGAUCUCUAUUCAAACAUUAGGAAGUAUCUCCCUCAGCAUUAAAGUGAGAAGCUGUCGAGUGCACUCUAUGCUGCUGGAGAAGAACAUGCCUUUUAAAGAGGAGACGUGUUCCAAUAAAAACUGCCCCAAGAGACUCAGUUUCUCCUUCGAGCUGCUUCAAGAUCUUCCAUCUACCUCGUGGGAACUGGAGUGUGCCGUUCAGCUCUGUCAUGAAAAGAUCAAAUUUUGUCUGAAUGAAACAAAAGUCAAGAGGAACUUGCAGGUCAUCAAGUCUUAUAUGCCAAGCCCAAAUCAAUGUUUUGAGUUUGGACUGUCGGCUGUUCUGGGAAUCGCAUUUGGGGGAUUCAUGAUUGGAGUUCUGCUCAUUGGAGUUUUAUGGUUUAUUAAAAUACGCACAGGCCAUUCAGCGUCUAUGGGAUCAACCGCAGCCGAACUCUCAGUUCUCUCGAUAUCAGGAUGCCCAUGUGGUCUUACCAAACGUCAGCCGGUCCCCACCCACCAGUCACCCUCUGAGAACAGCAGUGCCAACGCCAGCAUUGGCAGCACCCAGAGCACACCCACCAGCAGCAUGGCAUGAUACCUUCCUCUCUCACUCGAACCUGUUUCACUUUAAAUAUCCCAAACGAGUGAAAAUUAUAAACGUUCUUUGUACCUCACACUACUCCAUUCAGUCUCCAGCUAUGGGAAGUCAGCAGGGACAAAGGAAAAAAAGGAAACCUUGGCUCCCAGAAACAGGAAAAACAAAGCAUAACCCCCAGGAAAUAACAGGAAAUUUGUCGCAUUCUUGCGCCUCUCUGAUGGAGACAAAAUAAGAUCUCACAAAAAAAGAAAGACAAGCGGCACGUCAACUCAGUGAUGCAUCAGUGCUUUCAAACGUGGCUAAUUACAGCUCAAAGACACGUUACCCAGUUGUAUUCACUGGUCCGGCGACCAAACUAAUGUCAAUAAACAUCUCAUGGACAAACACAUUGGACUGAAACUAAAAAUAAAUCAACAUAUUGAACAUGAUCUAUAAAUAGAAUAGGAAUGAAAUUGGAAAAAUGCUUUUUCAGAAUUUUACUGUAAAGGUCUCACUUGGGACAUUUUGGGAAAAGGCUACCUCUGAGUCUCAGUGAUAUAGAAUUGUUAAAUAUUUGUUUGACUUUGAGUGGAUCUAGAAAACUAGAAGCCAUGGCACCAAUCAUUUUCUUUAAAGCCACAGGGAGGGAACUUAUUUUAUAACAAUUUUGCUUUCCCUCAUAAUUAUUUCAGGUUCACUCUCAAUAGAUUUAUUAAUAACUUAUGGAAAUCAACCAUGGUUUUUCAACAGUUGAAUUAUGGUAUUUGUGGUAAAACCAUAGGAACCACAAAAUGUACCUUUAGUACAGUAGCCAUAUAUUAACCGUGAUAUUUGGGGUAAAAAAAUAAUAAUUUGAAAUACUUAUAACCAAACCUGUGGUUAUAAAAAUCUGAAUAAAACAA